AUGGCGACACUGCUGUUCGCGCAUGCUACGGGCUUCUGCAAGCAGGUCUGGGACCCGGUUAUCCGUCGUCUGAAGCUCUCUCCGCUGCUGCAAGGCGCUGUGGAGCACUAUGUGACCUACGACCAGCCGUAUCAUGGCGUGAAUCGCGACAAUUCCGUGCCUGGUCAAGUGUACUACAAGAACGACGACCGCAACUCGCCGCGUGUAAGGCACCCGAUGAACAACUGGCCAGAGAUUAGCACGGAUGCAGCGUGGAUGCAAGUGCAGAAGCUGCAGUCGGCUGGAAUAGAGCGUCGUCCGUUAAUUGGCAUUGGCCACUCGAUGGGGGCUGCUGCACUCUGGGCUACGGAAGCGAAACACCCUGGUACCUUUGACGGGCUGAUACUCUUUGAGCCGAUAUAUGGAGAGGUCGACACUGAAUACGAAAAGAAAGCUGACUUCCUGGUAUCGCUCACAUUGGCUCGAGAAAAGAAAUGGCCUUCUAUGGAAGAUGCAACCACGCAUUUCAACAACUGGAAGAAUUUUUCGACUUGGGAUCGUGAAAUGCUCGCGAGCUGGAUCAGCGGUGCAGUUGUGUUCGACGAAGAGCAACAUGCCGCAGUGCUUGCAUGCGACCCGAUCAUUGAAGCCUCCAUCUAUGCUGGAUCUCGACUGGUUCUGACUGAAAGCGAGCUAGCUGCACCGCGUUGCCCGGUCACAUUCCACAGCGGAGAUCGCACGAAGCUGUUCGACCAAAAUGUAUUCGACGGGUUCGUGACAGCUCACCCGGACAUCUACACGAACCACGAGCCGCUACCUAAAACGUCGCACUUGCUGAUCUUCGAAGACCCCGAAGCAACCACCAACGCCGUCCUCUCCGACCUCAAGAACCUCCAACUUGCAGCUCGACUGUAA
This is a messenger RNA of Phytophthora nicotianae INRA-310, 894 nucleotides long. RefSeq lists its product as hypothetical. The record is from RefSeq and is a predicted model, not a curated record. Bases 1 to 894 code for a protein of 297 amino acids. The transcript has 2 exons. NCBI's taxonomy places the organism in Eukaryota, Oomycota, Peronosporomycetes, Peronosporales, Peronosporaceae.